AUGUACGAGAACAGCUACGUGCUGGACCCGAAGAAGCCGUUCAGCAGUGACCGCGUGUCCCUGCUGCUGCACGACCUACUCGAGGGGGAGGAGAUGAGCUACCCAGAGCGCUACGACCCGGACAGCGCGCGCAAGCUGGCGCACGACGUCGCGGCGCAGCUGCGCGCCGGUAUCAAGGACCUGGCGUUCGACAGCUGCUUGAGAGCUCUACCCAUGUCCAGGUACCGACUGGUGUGCCUCUGCGAGGUGGUGGAUAAGAGAGGGCAGACGGCGGCACAUGGGAUGCGAUUCCUCUGGGAUGCCGAGCGGGACAACUUCGCCUGCUACACAGUUGAGAAGAACUACUACUACAUGAUAGUUACCGUCUUCGGCAUCUACACCGACUGA
Schistocerca nitens (vagrant locust) is the source of this 387-nucleotide messenger RNA. RefSeq names its product dynein light chain Tctex-type 5-like. The transcript has 2 exons. Gene Ontology annotation, molecular function: dynein intermediate chain binding. NCBI's taxonomy places the organism in Eukaryota, Metazoa, Arthropoda, Insecta, Orthoptera, Acrididae. Gene Ontology annotation, biological process: microtubule-based movement. The record is from RefSeq and is a predicted model, not a curated record. Gene Ontology annotation, cellular component: cytoplasmic dynein complex; cytoplasm. Bases 1 to 387 code for a protein of 128 amino acids.